AACCAAACAUAUAUAUUACGUUUAUCGAAUUUCACUGUAGGGAGUUCACAGCAUCUCUGACACCUCUGGUUUUUUAAACUUGUAUAUGUAUAAUUAGAUACCAGCACCGGACUUUCAAAGGGUCCUUAUUAUUCUAAUCCAAUCCCUGCAAUGGCAGCCAUAUUGAAGUUGGCUACUUUGUCGUCCAUCUAUGGGCGAUUUUAUCAUGUGUCAAUAUGCAAAGUUUAUAUCCGGUACGUAUAGAGUGCGUGGAAUAAACCGUAUUUUGAUUGUUACUGUGCUAUGGCCUAUCAUUAUGCAACAUUCGUGCAGUUUUGUUAUGAUUCUUGUUAGCAUAAACUUGAUAACCCUGUUAGUAUUUCCUGUUUAACAUGAUGCUGCAAACCUUUCAGAAAAAUAAUCAGAUGAGCUUCUGGGAAUUUUCCAUCGCAUGACAUGGACGGAUUACACUUACCGUGGUUCCUUUGUUACAUAUCUCAAGUUUUACGAUUACGUGCGAAAUUGGAACCGUUAAAAAAACCAUCUGUCUUUUUAAGAAAUUUACCCACAACCUACAUGUAUAUAUGUCAGAUUAAAGACCUUUCGCUGGAGGAAACUUCCAAUAUCCAGUUCACGCACGCCCUUCGUGUGUGUAUACAAAUAUACAUAUAUACAUAUGUUACAGUAACGAUCAACUUUGCAGAAGCAUGUAUCGUGCUGUGCUCCGACUCUGUAAGAAACAAGUAUUGGAAAAAUCAGUUCAAAGCUGGCAUCAAGAAUGUCGGGUACUUGGAUUGUCCGCUGAUUCCAAUUCAAAAAGAUUUACAAGCAACACAGCAUCAUCAGCAUCAAAGUCCAGUUAUGAGAGUCUGGUUGAAAGACGACUAUUUAUGAAGACAGCAUAUGCAAGCUCAGCAGAUGCCAAGGCCGCCGCUGUGACGACAGUUGACGGCGGCAAAAAUGUUGCAAUCAAAUGGGACGACGGAAGCGUAUCAAGAUAUCACAGUUUGUGGCUUCGUCAAUCUUGUCACUGUCCCUCCUGCCGCCAAUCCACCAACCAGCCCAUAGUGAUCUGGAAGGAUGUCGACGUCACUGUGUCAGCCGCCGAGUUGGACGGGGACAAGGUCAUCAAGGUCAUCUGGAGCGAUGACAAGAACCAUACAGGGUUAUUUCCCUUACCUUUCCUGAAGCACUACAGCUACUCUGACAAAUCACUGGCAGAAAUAAAUAAUCAGCGCAAGAUGAUCUUCGACUCUGAGGGUCAGAUUCCUGAGGUAACUUAUAGUGACGUUAUGGGCAGUGACACCGGUCUGUUCAAAUGGCUAAACAAGCUCGAUAAGUAUGGAAUAUGUCUGGUGAAAGACGUACCGACGCAGGCCAUGACUGUUAAAAAGGUGUUGGAGAGAAUUGCGCGUAUCCAAUCAACUGUAUACGGGGAGAUAUUUGAAGUGAUGGACACACCACAGCCUAUCAAUUUCGCCUUCUCACCCGUGAGACUGGAGUUACACAUGGACCAGCCUAUGUACGACUCUCCCCCGGGGCUUCAGUUCCUGCACUGUCUAAGAUUUGACAAAGAAGUGGAGGGAGGGCGUAACUUCUUGGUGGACAUGUUCCACGUGGCCCACAGGUUCAGAGAGGAGUACCCAAAAGAGUUCCAGGACCUUGUUCGGAUACCAGCCAACUGGGAAAGAGUUCACUACGAUAGAGCCCUUCCUGUUCAUAUGUCUUUCCAAACACCGCACAUAACCCUCAACAACGACGGAGAGAUUGUUGGCGUUAGAUGGAGUCCAUCUCUUGUUGGACCUCUGCACACAAAAGAGGAGGACGUGGAACCUUACUAUAGAGCUUACAAAGUCAUGGAACAUUUUCUUAACACUUUCCCAUUACAGUACCGACUCCGUAUGCAGGCAGGGGAUAUGAUCUCAUUCAACAACAGGCGUGUUCUCCAUGGGCGGGAGAGUUUUAACCCCAAUGAAGGCAUCCGGCAUUUCCAGGGAUGUUAUGUGCAGAUUGACGAGUUCAAGAGCCAGGUACAGGUGUUCUCUAACAAGUUUGGAGAUGGCAAACUGGCAACGAGAGUGGGCAACAUGGACAUGCAAUAGCUGAUGGCAAGCUAAAAAACCAUGUAGAAGGUGCUUGAACGUGAUGACCCACUCAAGCUUGAGUUACAUUGAGUUUCAUCAGUCGCGCACAUCUGACAUAUAUAUUAAUUCAAUUCUCAGUACAUUUACUGUACUUGUACCGAAACAAUGAACAUCAUCGAUUGCAUCCAUGCAUUCAUUGCAUCUAACUGUUACUGUACCGGAACCAACAUCAGUGUAUUGUUCAACCUAUUCUUCCAUCGAUACAUCAACAUAAUUAUGAAAACCUGAUCGAAUAAAGCUAAAAACCUUUUUGACUGCAA
This is a messenger RNA of Haliotis rufescens (red abalone), 2383 nucleotides long. Its product is annotated as gamma-butyrobetaine dioxygenase-like. Gene Ontology annotation, biological process: carnitine biosynthetic process. The record is from RefSeq and is a predicted model, not a curated record. The transcript is spliced from 15 exons. Gene Ontology annotation, cellular component: mitochondrion. Gene Ontology annotation, molecular function: oxidoreductase activity. The coding region runs from base 687 to 2081 and encodes 464 amino acids. NCBI's taxonomy places the organism in Eukaryota, Metazoa, Mollusca, Gastropoda, Lepetellida, Haliotidae.